AUGGCUGAGACCGAAUGGUCUUCUGAGGCUCAUGGUGUCCUACCAAACUCACGACCGUGGACUCCGGGUUCUCGUUCAAACGGUAUCUCACGGCAACGUGCUGGUUCGUAUGUCAACGCCUGCGAUCAGUGUCAUCGCCGCAAGCUCGGCUGCUCGCGCGGCAAACCCUCGUGUGAGCGAUGUCGUCAGUCAGGCCGGCAAUGUACAUACAGCCUCAUCAGACCGGCGGGUCGCCCAAGGCGAUCAGGAUCUGAUGGAAGGCGUGACUUCAGGCCUGCUCCCCUGUUCGAUACUGUCAAGGUGCAUAGACAGUCACUCGGAGACAAUGGUCAACGUAAGGCCACCUAUGAUCAUAGCCAAAAGGAAUGUGAAGAAAUGGAGCCCAAGACUGGUGAUCGAUCAGAUUCUCAAGGUUGGGCUUCUGGCGGUACCAGCCUAACUUCGCCAAACUUUGAUCGCUCUGAUGGACCUCAAAAUGGAAUGAUUCUUGACCCAGCUCUUUGUUCGAAGUCAAUGCCAUCUUAUGUCACACCGGAAAGCGAUCGCACGUCGCAGAGGACCCCAACUCAUCAAGAGCGCGUUUCUGCCAAUCAGAACCAGAAUAAAGGCUGCAUCCAACCAGCUGAAAUUCACAACACACUGAAAGCGACAGCCACGGCAGAUGUCUAUGAUCAUGGUCCCCACAAUGGUAUUGCUUCCGACCACUUUAGCGGGACCCAUUACAAGCACCAGAGCUCACCGCCCCCACUGAUGGCACCGCAUCUGGGACCCGAUAUCUUGGACUUUGAUUUUGACGCACAUGAACCUUCUACUCAGGCGAAGACAGGUCCUUUUGAGGCCAUCAACAUGCUCAACGAGGUCUCCGAACGCUUCGUCAUGUGUGAUGGCAGUCACAGUAGUCUGUGGUACCUGAUCCUGUUGGCGCUUUAUCAAGACGCCGACGAACGUGGCGUUCCUGGAUUGCCCAGCAUACCUGAUUCACGGACGCAGGUUCCAACGGCCGAAAUUGGUGUGAGUAGAACUCAUGACGAUGGAAUGACACAUCAAACCGAGGCUUCGGGGCCAGUUGGAGGUCCUCAAGUUCCAAGUUGGUCUCAAAGUUCAGGUAGCCUAUUGACAUCGCCAAAACGAACUCUAGAGGUAGAUCGCGAUUCAACGCAGCGGUCAACAGAGAGGAGUAUCAUGCUGAAGGCUUUCAUCAUAAUAUCAACGGUAUCAACAACUCUGCCUUUCAAGUUUGGGGCGACAGGUGAUGGUGUAGCAUGUGAUCUGGAGUUGGUGAAGGUCUAUGCCGACAAGCUUCGGGAGAAGUUCGAGCGCAGGCUGACAAAAGUGAAAACAUAA
This is a messenger RNA of Neoarthrinium moseri, 1344 nucleotides long. RefSeq lists its product as uncharacterized. The record is from RefSeq and is a predicted model, not a curated record. NCBI's taxonomy places the organism in Eukaryota, Fungi, Ascomycota, Sordariomycetes, Amphisphaeriales, Apiosporaceae. Gene Ontology annotation, biological process: regulation of DNA-templated transcription. Gene Ontology annotation, molecular function: DNA-binding transcription factor activity, RNA polymerase II-specific; zinc ion binding. The transcript has 3 exons. Bases 1 to 1344 code for a protein of 447 amino acids.